AAAUUGCUUUCUUCUCCCAAAGAUAUUACCGUCAACACUUCAAAACCUGUGACCUCCUCCAAUGAUUCGUCCCUGUAUCAAACAGCUAGAAUUUUUACUGGAUCCUCGAAGUACACCUUCUCUUUAGCCACGGGUAGGCACUGGAUUCGGCUUUACUUCAAUCCAUUUGAUUGGGAAUUUCAUUAUGAGCAAGCUAUUUUUCAAGUUUCCAGCCAAAAGUAUGGCCUCCUUAGCAAUUUCACUACAAACUCUAAAGUAGUUAAAGAGUUUUCGGUGAAUGUAACCACUGAUAACCUUGUUAUCACUUUCAGUCCAUCAAACAAUUCAUUCGCAUUCAUAAAUGCCAUUGAAGUUGUUUCAGUUCCUGACCAGCUCAUUACUGAUGAUGCUAUCCUCAUUAGCCCACAAGAGAAAUUCCAAGGCCUGAUGUGGCAGGCGUUGGAGACAGUUUAUAGAGUAAACAUGGGUGGACCGACAGUUACCCCUCUGAACGAUACCCUUGGGCGGACCUGGGUUCCUGAUCAAAGUUUCCUUCUUCAAGCAAAUGUUGCCAAAGUUAUAUCUAAGAUUUCUGCUGUCAAGUAUGUUUCAGGCGGGGCUACUCGUCAAAUUGCUCCAGACUCUGUCUAUGGUACUGCCACCUGUAUGAACUCGGAUGAUGAUCCUGACAGCAAUUUCAAUGUGACCUGGGAGUUCAAUGUGGACCCAGGAUUUCAGUACCUUGUUCGGUUUCACUUUUGUGAUAUUGAAAGUGCAGGUCUUAACGAGCUGUACUUCAAUGUUUUUAUUGAUUCCUGGAUGGCUGUUAAGGAUCUUGAUCUGAGUACUUAUUUAGUUAAUGUUUUAGCCGCUGCAUAUUAUAUGGAUUAUGUUACACUAAAGACUGUUAGCAAUAAGCUUCGUGUAAGUAUUGGUCCUUCUAACCUGCAUAACACUUACCCCAAUGCCAUUCUAAAUGGUCUGGAGAUAAUGAAGAUGAAUAAUUCAGUCAGCAGCCUCAGUGGGCUGGCCCCUGACAUCACCAGUUCAAGCUCAAAGAAGAAUGUUGGCGUGAUAGUGGGAGUGAUUGUUGGGGUGUUUAUUUUGGUGGUGUUGGCUGGAGUUCUCUUUAUGUGGUGCCGGAAAAGAAGCAGAAUGGGACAGCAGGGACACUCAAAGACAUGGAUUCCUUUAUAUAUCAAUGGAGGAAAUUCUCACACCAUGGGAAGUAAAUACUCUAAUGGAACAACUGCUAGUGUUAAUUCUAACCUGGGGUAUCGCUUUCCUUUUGUGGCAGUUCAAGAAGCCACUAACAACUUCGAUGAAAGUUGGGUUAUUGGGAUUGGUGGUUUUGGAAAGGUAUACAAGGGAGUUCUAAAUGAUGGUACAAAAGUGGCGGUUAAGAGAGGAAAUCCCCGGUCCCAACAGGGACUUGCAGAGUUCCAAACCGAGAUUGAGAUGCUUUCUCAGUUCCGGCACCGCCAUCUGGUUUCACUGAUUGGGUACUGCGAUGAAAAGAAUGAGAUGAUCUUGAUUUACGAAUACAUGGAGAAUGGGACCCUCAAGGGUCAUCUCUAUGGCUUAGGUCUUCCCAGCUUGAGUUGGAAGCAGAGACUUGAGGUGUGCAUUGGAUCUGCUAGAGGACUUCAUUACCUUCACACAGGCUACGCGAAAGCAGUUAUUCAUCGUGAUGUAAAGUCUGCGAAUAUCUUGCUUGAUGAGAACCUCAUGGCAAAAGUUGCUGAUUUUGGUCUUUCAAAGACAGGACCUGAAAUUGAUCAAACCCAUGUGAGUACUGCAGUGAAAGGAAGUUUUGGUUACCUUGAUCCAGAAUAUUUCAGAAGGCAACAACUGACGGAGAAGUCUGAUGUUUAUUCAUUUGGGGUGGUUUUGUUUGAAGUCCUAUGUGCAAGACCUGUUAUAGAUCCAACCCUUCCAAGGGAAAUGGUGAAUUUAGCUGAAUGGGCUAUGAAAUGGCAGAAGAAGGGGCAGCUGGAGCAAAUCAUAGAUUCUACUCUUGCAGGAAAAAUUAGACCAGAUUCUCUUAGGAAGUUUGGAGAAACUGCUGAGAAAUGCUUGGCUGACUUUGGUAUUGACAGACCCUCAAUGGGAGAUGUCUUGUGGAAUCUAGAAUAUGCUCUUCAACUUCAGGAGGCAGUUGUUCAAGGUGAUCCUGAAGAAAACAGUACUAAUUUGAUCGGCGAGCUCUCCCCUCAGAUUAACAAUUUCAGCCAGGUUGAUGCUAGUGUUUCUGCUGCACAUUCUGAUGUGUCAAUUGCUGAUGAUCUCUCAGGAGUUUCAAUGAGUAGGGUGUUUUCGCAGCUUGUUAAGUCUGAGGGCAGGUGAUUUGUUGGAGAUUGUAUUCUCCAUGGGUUUAGCUCCUCUCACAAUUAGCCUCUUUGGUUUGUCCUCUGAUCAACCGAUACUUUCUACAUCAUAAUAGAUUGUUGUAUUUUCUUUAUUUUGUUUCAUAGAGUGAGACUUUAGAUUUGCUUCAAUACCUUUGCAUUUUUUGUUUUAAUGACGGGAGGAUAUGAUAAUGUGGCUUGUUGAUUGGUCACUGGACAAAUGAAAGGAGGUUGUGGCCGUAGCUUAUCAUCCUUCAGAUAGGUGUAUAAGUCAAACAGUAUGGAUUGGGAAGUUGUGCGCGUUCUCAUUUACAGCAUUGUUGGUGGUUCUAGCAAGUUUUACAAAAUGGAUAAGGAUUUUGUA
Messenger RNA from Pistacia vera, 2691 nucleotides. Its product is annotated as receptor-like protein kinase HERK 1. NCBI's taxonomy places the organism in Eukaryota, Viridiplantae, Streptophyta, Magnoliopsida, Sapindales, Anacardiaceae. Gene Ontology annotation, biological process: protein autophosphorylation. Gene Ontology annotation, molecular function: ATP binding; transmembrane receptor protein tyrosine kinase activity. Gene Ontology annotation, cellular component: plasma membrane; plasmodesma. The record is from RefSeq and is a predicted model, not a curated record.